GCCUUUCAGGAGUGUGACAAUUCCCCUUCUCCCCUCCCAGGCCAAGCACACGGAGCAGCACGAGGGUCGGCACUACAGCAUCCCCCUGGAGGAGGUGAAGGCCGUGUUCCCACAUGGGCUCCCCUACCGCUUCCAGCAGCAGAUCCAGACCUUCAACGAGGCCCGUGUGAUGGUGCGGAGACCGGCGCUCGAGCUCUUCUCCUACCUGAGGAGCACCAACUUCGCCCACCCCGCCGUCAGAUACGUCAUCUACGGUGAGAGGGGAACAGGGAAAACCAUGACCCUGUGCCACGUGGUUCACUACUGCUCCAGGCAAGGCUGGCUGGUGCUGCACAUCCCCGAUGCUCAUCUGUGGGUGAAGAACUGCAGGGAGCUCCUGCCCUCUUCCUACAAGAAGGAGCGGCUGGAUCAGCCUCUGCAGGCCUCAGCCUGGCUCAAGAACUUCAAAACCUCCAACGAGCGCUUCCUGGGAGAGAUAAAAACCCAAAGGAAAUACGUGUGGGGCAAACGGGAGAGCACCGAGGAGGGCAGACCUCUGGGGGAAGUGGUGGAGCAGGGCCUGGCCCGGGUCAGGACCGCCAGCGAUGCCGUGGGGGUGGUGCUGAGGGAGCUGAAGCAGCAGAGCCCCCGCGGCUCCUUCCGCCUGCUCGUGGCCGUGGACGGGGUCAACGCGCUCUGGGGCCGCACCACGCUCAGGAAGGAGGACAAGAGCCCUGUUUCUCCAGAGGAGCUGACCCUUGUGCACAACCUGAGGAAGAUGGUGAUGAACGACUGGAGUGGAGGUGCCGUUGUGACCACCCUCAGCCAGACCGGCUCGCUCUUCAAACCCAGCUCUGCUUACCUGCCCCAGGAGCUGCUGGGCAAGGAGGGCUUUGACGCCCUGGACCCCUUCGUGCCCAUCCUGGUGCCCAACUACAGCCCCCGGGAGUUCGAGAGCUGCUACGGGUACUACCUGGAGCGCAAGUGGCUGCAGCACGAGAAAGCUCGCACGGAGGACGGGAAGGCGGAGCUGCAGUUCCUGAGCGGCUCCAACCCUCGGCAGCUGGACCGGCUGGCGGGGCCCCUGUAGGGCAGGAAAGGAAAUCCGGGCUGUUCGACCCUCUCCUUGCCCCCCCAAAACCCGCCCAUCCCCUCCUGCUCCGCGGGUCAAAUCUCCCCUCCCGUUGGUUACCGCAAAAAUUUGAUAUUAAACAAGAGGAUUUUACAUCUUCCGUGUCCUGUGGCACCGAA
Molecule: messenger RNA, 1230 nt
Organism: Myiozetetes cayanensis
Lineage: Eukaryota; Metazoa; Chordata; Aves; Passeriformes; Tyrannidae
Gene: DAP3
Product: death associated protein 3
Exons: 10
Biological process (GO): apoptotic process
Cellular component (GO): mitochondrial ribosome; mitochondrial small ribosomal subunit
Molecular function (GO): structural constituent of ribosome
Source: RefSeq, a predicted model, not a curated record